Messenger RNA from Dufourea novaeangliae, 648 nucleotides. RefSeq lists its product as uncharacterized. Lineage: Eukaryota; Metazoa; Arthropoda; Insecta; Hymenoptera; Halictidae. Bases 1 to 648 code for a protein of 215 amino acids. The transcript is spliced from 4 exons. The record is from RefSeq and is a predicted model, not a curated record.
AUGCACCGUGUAUUCCUUUUCUCGGUUCUGUUCGCUUCGUUUUACGAUUCUUCGAGUAGUUUGAUCCGCGAGAGGAACAAGAGGUUCCUGGUCUUCCCGAAACCAGGAGACAUAGCGCCGACGAAAGUACAGUUAAUCCUCGGCCUCGGUUUACCUAUGGAAGUCGACGUCAGCCUGAUUAUCGGAUAUGUGAUGAAAUUUAAUUACGUCCUGCCCUAUAACGCCUCCUACUUGACGGAUUCAUACGUUCGGUAUGACAGAUCGAUCAGCCGCAGUGUCGAAGCCAACGAGAACGACGACCCCUCGCUGGUUCACCAAGCAGGCAAAGAGGCGCGUGUCAUCUCCAGGUGGGAAAUUUACGAAAUUCUCGAGUCGGUCCUUGGCGACACGCGGUCUGGGAAAGCCUGCCUUCUCAGAGCCAUCUGCGAGGCGUCCGCGAUGCCCUUCACCGGCGUUCACAGUCUUACUUCUCAAUUCGUUCAUCUUCUCCUUACGCCGUCCACCACCUUCGAGCCUUUCAGGACCGAUUUCGAUCGAUUAUAUCGUGCUGCUGAAAUCAUGGGCCGACGAGAAAUUCGAAGCUGCGACAGGUUGUUUCCAGAAUGCACGUCGAGCCCUUUGGAAUACUUCACGGAAGUCCAUGACUGA